UUAGCAGGGUUUAGAAUGACGUACUGCAACUUGGAGUUUAAUCAUUUGGAUCUGCCGUCGUUCUCCUCCCUAUACGGGAAAAAGGUGCGUUGUUACUGGUGUCAGCGCCUGCCUGGUUGCUGGCUUUAACUAUACUUUUCUUGUCUACUUUUCUUGUUUUAUUUUUAUAGUUUCAAUAUUGUUUACACAUUUCUUUUAUUGCUGGUCUUCUUGAUUCUUAGGCGGUUGUUCACAUUUCUGGAUUUCCUGUAGUAUGGGUGUACUAAGGAGGUACUCAAGAUAAGCAAGAGGUUCGCCCUUCCCUGGGAUGGAUCAGGAAUUGCCUGUUGAACUGGCACACCUACACAGUGGGUUUAGGCAGUGCCUUUUCUGACUUUAGUGGAGCAGAGGGACUGCUUGUUUGUUUUGUACCAGAGAACUGAGGCAAAAAUACACCCUGAGCACUCACUUUUGAGGAGUGCAAUAUUUAAGAGAAGAAUUUUAUUGUCUAGCAUCUUUAAGUAAUAGCCACAAUGGCGCUGUUCCUGGUGAAAUUUGACCUGAAAAAACGUGUGCAAUUGGCCCAGAUGUUAUGGCUGAUGUACUGGUUUGCAGUGAUGGCUGGCGUGCUGGUUUUUGCCAUGGGCCUGUUUUUCAAGAUUGAGCUUCGGAAGAACAGCGAGCUGAUGGAUAACAGUGAAAGCCACUUUGUGCCGAACCUGCUUAUUGGCGUUGGGCUUCUGGCCUGCGGCAUCAACGCGUUUGGCGGGAAGAUCUGCUACGACUCGCUGGACUCCACCAAGUUCGCCAAGUGGAAGGGCGUCAUGAAGCCCUUCUUGAUCUCCUGCCUGAUCUUCAUGGUUCUCCUGAUUCUGACAGCCCUGUUCUGCUUCAUGAUGCGGAUCCCCCUGCAGUUCACACUGGCGGAGGGACUGAAAAACGGCAUGAAGUUCUACAAAGACACCGACACGCCCGGGCGCUGCUACAUGAAGAGGACGCUGGACCAGAUGCAGAUGGAGUUCAAGUGCUGCGGCAACAACAACUACAAGGACUGGUUCGAGAUCCAGUGGGUUAGCAACCGUUACCUGGACUUCAGUGCCAAGGAGGUCAAAGAUCGAAUCAGCAGCAACGUUGACGGCAAGUACUUGAUGGACGCGGUGCCCUUCAGCUGCUGCAACCCCACCUCCCCCCGGCCCUGCAUCCAGAUCCAGCUGACUAACAACACGGCCCACUACAGCUACGACCACUACAGCGAGGAGCUGAACAUCUGGAAGCGUGGGUGCCAGCAGGCCCUGGUGUCCUACUACGGUGGCAUGCUCAACACCAUCGGGGCACUGGUGAUUCUGGUCACAUUGCUAGAGGGGGUAGUGAUGGUGGGUCUGCAGUAUGUCAACACUGCCAUGUCCACUCUGGUGAACCCUGAGGACCCCGAGAGUGAGAGCGAGGGCUGGAUGCUGGAGAAGACGGUGAAGGAGACCUUCACUGACAUCAUGGCCAAGAUGAAGGCGAUGAGCAAGGGGGGGCAGGUGGAAGAAGGGGAGGGUGAUGCCGUUGCCACGGUGAGCUGAGCAGACCCCGCCCACCUCGAACUGAGACCACUCCCCUUGUCAGGGGGAAGAAUGUGAGAUAUUUAUUGCCUCUUUGAUGUGAGCACCCACCCUCUAAACACACUGAACACAUUGACACGCUUCAAAGCUACUCACUAAGGCCAACACCACACUACUGGUUGCCAGGGUAGGAAGAGAAGCCAUGUACAAAACUAGAAUAUUUGUCCAUAGGUUAAUGCAAAUCAUGUAUAUAAUAGAACUAAAUCUCAUCAAUAAAAUCUCACCACAAUUCUUGCUUUUGUGUAAAAACUCUAAACUAAACUCUAACAUAUCUAAAUCUAAAUGUGUCGUUUGAAGAUCCUAGGCACACAACUUACUGAUACCUCCGGCCCUACAUAGUUUUUUUUCUUUUCAAGCAUGACAGAUUCCAAGAAUUGUGUGUAUAAAUGUGAAUUUGCUCACUGAACGACUGAAUCACUUUGUAUUCCUAUUCCCUUGCUCGUAUUUUUACCAUUCAUGCUGUAAUACACAGUAUUUUUUCUUGUGUUAAACAUUGCCCUUUUCUUUUUUAUUUGCUUGACAUUUGAGUAGAUAUUUGACCUUCAAACCAAAUGCUGUUUUGAG
Clupea harengus (Atlantic herring) is the source of this 2150-nucleotide messenger RNA. It is a transcript of the gene prph2a, whose product is annotated as peripherin 2a (retinal degeneration, slow). The transcript has 3 exons. Lineage: Eukaryota; Metazoa; Chordata; Actinopteri; Clupeiformes; Clupeidae. The coding region runs from base 513 to 1547 and encodes 344 amino acids. The record is from RefSeq and is a predicted model, not a curated record. Gene Ontology annotation, biological process: visual perception. Gene Ontology annotation, cellular component: plasma membrane.